CCAACAACAGUAAUAACAGCGAGACUCCCCGGAAUCUACUAUUUACCAUAGCAGGUCGACUUCAUUAUAACACGCUCUUAGUAUCUCUGGUUGUGGUACGCACGCACCCGACGCAGGCCUCGUGAUGCGCCACACCCAAAGUUACGUCACAAAUACUAGGCAACCGGAUCCCCGCCACACGAGUCCGUCCAACCUCUUCUCUGACCGUUCCUUCUCAUCCCCUCAUCCUCACACAAUACAUAACUUGAGACUCAACACAAGUCCUCUCAUAUUCCCACAGCCCUGCAAUACAGAUACCCAGCAAUCAUGUUCCAGCUCAUCAUCGCCUCCCUCCUCUUCGCCCUUGCCGAGGCGGCCCCCGUUAACGCGGCCGCAGCUGGCGGUAAUACCUGGCAGUAUGGCACCGGCGGUGGCAUUAUCGGGUUUAUCGUCCUAAUCCUAGAUGUCAUUGUGUUCAGUACGUACCCUGUCUCUCUCUUCCCUCAAACUAUGAGAGUAGGCAAAUGAGAGUAGGCAAGAGGCUAACCGUUUUGCAGUGGAGGUCCUCAAGUCU
Molecule: messenger RNA, 553 nt
Organism: Pseudovirgaria hyperparasitica
Lineage: Eukaryota; Fungi; Ascomycota; Dothideomycetes; Acrospermales; Acrospermaceae
Exons: 1
Coding region: 125-436 (103 amino acids)
Source: RefSeq, a predicted model, not a curated record